Molecule: messenger RNA, 426 nt
Organism: Patiria miniata (bat star)
Lineage: Eukaryota; Metazoa; Echinodermata; Asteroidea; Valvatida; Asterinidae
Exons: 2
Coding region: 1-426 (141 amino acids)
Source: RefSeq, a predicted model, not a curated record
AUGGAGCACAUAGUCCUGAGCCACAUGGCUAAGUACCUUGCUGCAAAUAACAUCAUCAUCGACAACCAACAUGGUUUCCGUGAGAAAUUGUCGUGCGAAACACAACUCAUACAAGCCGUUGAUGACUGGGCCUUUAAUAUCAACAACAAACAUCAGACGGACGUCUUGUUUCUAGACUUUAGCAUGGCCUUUGACAGAGUGGCUCAUCGCAAGUUGUUGCACAAGCUUGAAUACUACGGCAUCAUAGGCAGAGCCAAAGCAUGGAUCCAAGGUUUCUUGAGUGCCGACACAGCCAGACCAAUCAACAUAACCUCAUCUACAUGCAACAACUCACCAGAGUUGACUGCUACCUCUAUAGCCCUUUCCCGAGAGCUGUUCGGAUUUGGAACAGGCUACCAGUGGCUGCGGUUACUGCGACCACCUUGA